This is a messenger RNA of Nothobranchius furzeri (turquoise killifish), 2603 nucleotides long. It is a transcript of the gene ube2g1b, whose product is annotated as ubiquitin-conjugating enzyme E2G 1b (UBC7 homolog, yeast). Gene Ontology annotation, biological process: ubiquitin-dependent protein catabolic process; protein polyubiquitination. Gene Ontology annotation, molecular function: ubiquitin conjugating enzyme activity. NCBI's taxonomy places the organism in Eukaryota, Metazoa, Chordata, Actinopteri, Cyprinodontiformes, Nothobranchiidae. The record is from RefSeq and is a predicted model, not a curated record.
GGCGAGCAGCUGUGAGCAAACAGAGCAGCAGCAGGCAGCGCAGAGACAACGUUGCUGUUACACCUUUAGCUCAGUUUGUUCAAGUGUUCGUCUGCACACAUUGUUUCUCCUCGGUUACGUUCGCGUACCAUGACCGAACAAUCAGCUUUACUUCUUCGAAAACAACUGGCAGAGCUCAACAAGAACCCUGUGGAGGGAUUUUCAGCUGGUCUGAUAGACGAUGACGACAUAUACAAGUGGGAAGUCGUGAUUAUUGGUCCACAAGAUACUCUUUUUGAAGGAGGGUUUUUUAAAGCAUACCUAACCUUUCCCUAUGAUUAUCCACUACGGCCACCAAAGAUGAAGUUUAUCACGGAGAUCUGGCACCCAAAUGUUGCUAAAAAUGGAGACGUUUGCAUCUCCAUUCUACACGAGCCAGGAGAAGACAAAUUUGGUUAUGAAAAGCCUGAGGAGCGCUGGCUUCCAAUCCACACCGUAGAGACAAUCAUGAUUAGCGUUAUCUCCAUGCUGGCAGACCCCAACAGUGAUUCACCCGCUAACGUGGAUGCUGCAAAAGAGUGGAGGGAGGACCCAAAUGGUGAAUUUAAGAAGAAGGUGGCUCGUUGUGUAAGAAAAAGUCAAGAGAUGGCGUAUGAUUAGGUCUCAGCUGGAGCUCCAGGUUAAAGGAAACGCCUUCAGAGGGAAACCAUCAGCAAAAGGCUUUUGCACCCUUUGUUUUGCCAGUCAAAGAAAUUGGUCGGCCUCAGCCAUGUUUCUGAGAGCGGUCUGCCAGAUGAGCCAAUUUGAGAAUCCUACCAGCGAAAUUACCCUGUUUCCUACCUGGGAUUGUAUAUUUAAUUUUAUUUAUUUUGAAAAGUAAAUGAUGUAAGAUAUGUCACUACUGUAAAUGAACUUGCUUUUUUAUCUGCUGCUGAACAGUUUCUACUUUAUACCAGGUUUCUUAUGCAAUUUAGUGGUCAAGAUUGUGCAAGUCAAAACAAAAGCCUGUUCUCAUUGGGCCGUCACUCGUCCUCCCCGCUCCAUACUAACCAAAUUACUGUCAACCCAAGAACUCUGUCAGUGGGUGUUCUUACUUUUACCACUGUCAGUAUUUCACCGUUGCCUUUUGUUGGCUUUAUGUUCCCACAGUUUGACUCAUAUAAAGAUACAGGUUGGGAUCUUUUAGAGACUUUUGUUUGUUUUGUGAGAAACCGCCUCCUGGUUGUUUUGUUCUAUGGCCUUUGUGUGUCUCAGAUGUCUAACGCCACAGCUCUAUAGUGUGUAAACUCCAUUCUAACAGCUACUGUGGAGAGUCGUCUGAAUGGAAAUGUCUGGACUUACGCAGCAAGUUAAGGCUUUUAGUUUGAUAAUAGACGGACCUGCACAGGCUUAGUCGUAGUGGAACGUUUGUGCCAAAUUCUCAGGAUCUAACUUUGAUACGGUCUUGAUUAGCCAUCAAUGAGACAAAUCUUGUGUGUGCAUCCCAGUCAACGGGGACGUUCCUGGUUCACACAUAAUAACCCAUGGAUCAUCUUUAUUUCGCCCUGGCUCUAGUCAUCUCUCCAGUGGACUGGUUGACAGGCACCUGAGUUUACCUCAGUCUAAACAAAUUGCAGAUUGGAUGACGUUUGUGGUUGAGUUCUUGAUCUGUUGGGAAACACUGGUGAUUUUAUAGGCUCCACAGUUCACUUAGACUAGAGUGGUUCCUGCUUUGUUGUGGCGCAUUUGGUGUGUGUGUGUGUGUGUGUGUGUGUGUGUGUGUGUGUGUGUGUGUGUGUGUGUGUGUGUGUGUGUGUGUGUGUGUGUGUGUGUGUGUGUGUGUGUGUGUGUGUGUGUGUGUGUGUGUGUGUGUGUGUGUGUGUGUGUGUGUGUGUGUGUGUGUGUGUGUGUGUGUGUGUGUGUGUGUGUGUGUGUGUGUGUGUGUGUGUGUGUGUGUGUGUGUGUGUGUGUGUGUGUGUGUCACAUCACAUUCAUGUUUCAGGGUAGAUUAAUUGCCCAUAUUUCUGAGAGCAUCUGAAGUGAUUGAUGCAUACUUGGAUUUGCCUUUACUUAAUCUGGGUUUGUAUUCUCAACGUUCUCUCUCUAGUAUAAAUGGGUUGUGUGUGAAAAUGAAGCCCAGGUCUGGGGCAUAGACGACAUUUUUUGGGUGGAGUUUAGAAAUGAUUGGUCUAUCUUAAGUUGGAGGUGUUUCUUUAUUAUAAAUCAUAAUUAUUAUUACAUAAUUGAUCCUUGACAGACACCAAAACUACUUUCGUCAUUUGGCGCAUGCAGCCAGGUUUGAAGUAACAUUCUGCUUAUAUAGUUAACCACCAUUAGUACGUUCUGGGUGAAUCUGACAUGUACAGUUAGUAGACUUGAUCACAUAACUGCUGUCAACAUUAAUCUCUCCAUGUGACAACGUUUCCAACCUACCAUGACCUCCUCUGACCGGUGUUCACUGUAUUUUCACAGAUGAGGUGCGUUUGAAAUGUCAUUAAGCAAUACGCUCUGAAAAUGGUGUCCAGGUAAUCCACCACAGCGCCAUUUGUUUUGGUUCUUGUAGGUUUUGUUUUUUAUUCUUUUGUUCUCGUUUGUGUCAAUGCAAUGUAUAUUGGACAUGUUGCUCAAUAAAGUGUGUAAACAGA